Molecule: messenger RNA, 3993 nt
Organism: Marchantia polymorpha subsp. ruderalis
Lineage: Eukaryota; Viridiplantae; Streptophyta; Marchantiopsida; Marchantiales; Marchantiaceae
Source: the annotation of a GenBank genome assembly
AAGGAGUGGGAGGGGGAGGAGCAGAGAAUCGCAGCGGAGCGAGGACGGAACGGGAGGGAGGAGGGUGGGCGGGGGGGCGGGGGGAAGGGAUUCCGAUCGAUAGCGUGCGCAGGAUUGCACGGAGAGUGACGCUGUGAUCCAGUUUCGGGAGGUGCGAUCUUUGUGUAUCGCCUUGUGGCGGACGCGGACGCAGACGCAGGCGGGCAGACGGGCGGGCGGGUGGCGGGUUUCGCUAACGACUGAUUAGGGUAGCUUUGUGGAUUCCUUGCGUAGGGUUUCUUAAGCACGGGGUGAAGACACAUCCCAGGACGCUGUGGUGCGAGAAUCGAGCAUAGGCUCGUGAGUUAGGACUGAUAGUUGGUGGGGCAGGAGGCCCCGAGGAGGGGACUCCAAGAUUCAGGUGGAAAUCCCGAGAGAUUGAUCUAGUCACCACUUGGAGCGGUCAAUAGGACAUCGUAUGAGAAGGUCGUCAAGCCGGACCUCGAGAGAGUAAAGGUGGAAAGUCGGAUUCAUCUGCUAACCUUUUUUCUUCUGUUUCCUCCAUUCAUCGAGCUUUGCAAGGUUCCACCAUGGCGCUCGAGGUUACGCAGAUUCUGCUCAAUGCUCAGUCUCCGGAUGGAGCUGUUCGGAAGGUCGCUGAGGAGAACCUGAAGCAAUUCCAGGAGCAGAACUUGGCAGCUUUUCUUAUUUCGCUGUCGCACGAGCUUGCAAACAACGAUAAGCCCCCGGAGAGUCGCAAGCUCGCCGGUCUCAUUCUCAAGAACUCUCUGGAUGCCAAGGAGGCACCGCGCAAGGCCGAACUUGUACAGAGAUGGAUAUCUCUCGAGCCGGCCGUGAAGACGCAGAUCAAAGCCUCGCUGCUUCAAACCCUGUCAUCUUUGACCUCCGAUGCGCGGCACACUUCCGCUCAGGUGAUUGCCAAGAUCGCGGCCAUCGAGCUUCCCCUCAGUGAGUGGCAGGAGCUGGUCGGUAAUUUGCUCGCGAACAUGGGUGGCCCGAAUGUCGAGCAACCAGCACACCUAAAGCAAGCUACCCUUGAGACCUUGGGGUACGUAUGCGAGGAAGUAUCUGCAGAAGUGUUGGCGCAGGAACAGGUCAACUCAAUCCUUACUGCCGUAGUUCAGGGCAUGAACUCGACUGAAACUAGUAACGAUGUGAGACUAGCCGCCACCAGAGCCCUCUACAAUGCCCUGGACUUCGCCCAGACGAACUUUGAGAAUAACAUGGAGAGAGAUUACAUCAUGAGGGUCGUCUGCGAGGCCACUCUCUCUCCGGAGCCGAAGGUAAGGCAGGCCGCUUUCGAAUGUCUCGUUUCCAUAUCGUCGACGUACUACGACAAGCUUUCUGUCUACAUGCAAGAUAUCUUUGCCAUCACCUCGAAAGCAGUCAAGGAGGACGACGAGCCCGUCGCCCUACAGGCGAUUGAGUUCUGGAGUUCCAUUUGUGACGAGGAGAUCGAGAUUCAGGACGAGUACUCUGGUGACUUUACUGGAGAUUCCGAGGUUCCUUAUUUCCGAUUCAUCAAGCAGGCCCUUCCGGCUCUGGUCCCCAUGCUUCUGGAAACACUCACCAAGCAAGAGGAAGAUCAGGAUCAGGAGGAAGGAGCGUGGAAUUUAGCUAUGGCCGGAGGUACUUGUUUGGGUCUCGUUGCUAGGACUGUCGGAGAUGAUGUGGUGCCUUUAGUGAUGCCCUUUGUACAAGAGAAUGUCUCGAAGCCUGACUGGAGAUGUAGGGAGGCCGCAACCUAUGCCUUCGGAUCUAUCCUGGAGGGUCCUUCCCUAGAAAAGCUGACACCUCUUGUCAACGUCGCUCUCAACUUCAUGCUGAACGCGAUGAAGGAUGAGAACAACCACGUGAAGGAUACCACAGCUUGGACCUUGGGGAGAAUAUUUGAGUUUCUGCAUGGACCAAGCGUAAACAAUCCAGUCAUUACCCAAGCCAAUUUGCCCCUCAUCUUGGCCGUCCUUCUCGAAAGCAUUAAGGAUGCUCCUAACGUUGCAGAGAAGGUGUGUGGAGCCAUUUAUUUCCUGGCUCAAGGAUAUGAAGAAACCGGCGUGACUUCCUCUCCACUGUCGCCCUUCUUCCAGGGUAUCGUUCAAGCUCUUCUUGCCACCACCGUGCGGGAAGAUGCUGGUGAUUCCAGACUCCGAUCAUCUGCCUACGAAACUUUGAACGAAGUUGUGAGAUGUUCAACCGAGGAUACUGCACCAAUUGUCAUGCAAUUGGUGCCCGUCAUCAUGCAAAAGCUCAACAGCACCCUGGAGAUGCAGAUUCUCUCGUCUGAUGAUCGGGAGAAGCAGAGCGAGCUGCAGGCACUCUUAUGUGGUGUUUUGCAGGUCAUCAUCCAAAAGUUGGGUGCAUCCGAGACUACCAAGUAUGGUGUUGUCCAGUAUGCAGACCAAAUGAUGAGCCUCUUUUUGCGAGUAUUUGCCUGUAGAAGUGCCACCGUGCACGAGGAAGCUAUGUUGGCUAUUGGGGCUCUGGCAUAUGCUACAGGUGUGGAAUUUGGAAAGUACAUGCAGGAGUUUUACAGAUACUUGGAGAUGGGUCUACAAAAUUUCGAGGAAUACCAGGUGUGUGCAGUCACUGUCGGUGUUGUCGGAGACAUCUGCCGGGCUUUGGACGACAAAGUGUUGCCAUUCUGCGAUGGCAUCAUGACGCAACUGCUGAAGGAUUUGUCGAGCAACCAACUCCACCGCUCUGUGAAGCCGCCCAUCUUUUCAUGCUUUGGGGACAUCGCUCUCGCAAUUGGAGAGCACUUUGAGAAAUAUCUCAUCUAUGCUAUGCCCAUGCUCCAAGGAGCGGCCGAACUUUCAGCAAUGCAAACUAUUCGCGAUGACGAGAUGGUUGACUACAACAACCAGCUACGAAGUGGAAUUUUUGAAGCCUACUCCGGGAUCUUCCAAGGUUUUAAGAAUUCGAAGGCAGAGUUGAUGGUACCCUACGCAGGUCACAUUUUACAGUUCAUCGAAAAUGUCUACCAGGAUAAAGACAGGGAUGAUGUUGUGACGAAAGCAGCAAUUGGGGUUAUGGGUGACUUAGCCGACACGAUGGGAGUUAACGCAGCCGUAUUGUUCCGGCGUUCGGUGUUCUACAAAGACUUCCUAGACGAGUGUACAUCUUCUGAUGACCAACAACUAAAAGAAACAGCACAGUGGGCCCAAGUCACCAUCAACCGUAUCAUUGCAGCAUGAUGCUGGACAUUCAUCAUACUAGAAUUUUUUUAUCAACAUUUUUCCUCUGUAUUAUUGCCUACAUUGUUUCUUACUACCACGUAAGAUACCCACUUGUUAGACGGCCUCCCGUGUUUUCAAAUAUCACGACGAGGACAGAUGUGUUGGUUUUGAAGAGUGCCAACAUAGCAUGCCAAAGCAGAACCCCAGCUGCGUUCAAUGAGUUGAAAGCGGCUACGUUGAAUAAGUAAUCUUGUAGGUCGGUAUUUCGGAUGUGAAGUAUCUUUUUAGCCCCUUCCCGUCCCCCACCCCCUCUCUCAAGCCCUUGAACCCCCUUUCAGGGUCCUUGUUUGUAUGUCUGGUCCGGUUUGGUUACAGCACGUAUUUUUGGUCAGGUGUUGUGGCCCAUUGUAGGUAGAUAUGGAUUGGGCACCAACAUUGACAAUUUGGGGUUCAGCAACUGAACCCAAUAGCACUGUUUAAUUUGCAUCCAUUAAAUGAAGUCUAUUUCUAUCGAUGAUGUUUCAUGGACUUGAGGAUUAUCCUCAACAUCCAGUCGGGCAGACCUGGUGCCGCCCCUCGGUAGCCCAACGUGUGUGUACCUCGUGGGUGCCACACCUGUACCUGGUCUCCUAUCCUUGAGCUCUUGGAACUUGCACGGCAGCUGGGUUACUUCAGAGCCCCAGUCUUUAUAUGUUGGCACGAUUCAUUCAGCAGUUCCAUCAGUAAUGGUUGUUUAUCAACGACAGGACAGAUUUAAAACCAUCCGUUGUAACACUUCUUUGAUCGGUUCUAAAUCUACAAGCAAUUUUGUAUCCGG